AUGGAUAACCUCACGAGAGACGACUGGAGGGAGAUUGUGAACAAAAAGCUUCACUUUCCGCCCGAGUUGAUCCUCGCCAUCCAAGAGGGCAACGCUGCCUGGGUGGACAGUCUCCUCUCGCUUGGGGAUGGGAUCAUUCGUCAGCUCGACGAGUCUGAAGAUCGGUUAUGGAGGGAAGCGCUGAACCUCUCCAUCCGGCUGGGCAGAGAAGACAUCAUGUCAUCCCUUCUGCUGGGCGUUAAAUUAGACUUCCGUCAGAUCCACGAAGCUCUGCUGGUGGCCGUAGACACCAACCAACCUCAAGUGGUCAAAAAGCUCCUGGACCGUCUGGACCAAGAGAAAGGCAACAAGAUGGACGUCCGUUCCUUCAGCAUGGCCAUCUUCGACCACUCCAUUGACGAUUCGCAGUUCGCGCCCGGAGUGACGCCACUCACGCUGGCCUGCCAGAAAGACCUUUAUGAGAUAGUCAUGAUGUUGACCCAGAAAGGUCACGAUAUUCCUAUCCCGCACACCAUCUCCUGCACGUGCUUGGAGUGCCGGAAUGCGCGUCAGUAUGACUUGCUGAAGUUCUCGCUGUCCCGCAUCAAUACGUACAGAGGCAUCGCAAGCCGCGCUUAUCUGUCCAUCACUUCAGAGGAUGCCAUGCUCAGCGCGUUCCGCCUCAGCCGAGAGCUGCGUAAACUCUCCAACAAAGAACCAGAGUUUAAGCCUGAGUACCUCGCUUUAGAACAGCUGUGUCAAGAGUUCGCCGUGGAGCUUCUGGGAAUGUGCCGGAACCAGAGCGAGGUCUCCACCAUCCUAAACAGUGCCGAGGAGGACAGCGAAGAUGAACUGAAUGAACAGACGUUUGAGGAAGGCAUUCCAAACCUCGCUCGAUUUCGGCUCGCCGUCAACUACAAUCAAAAACAAUUUGUGACUCAUCCCAUCUGUCAGCAAGUGCUCUCCUCCAUUUGGUGUGGUAACCUGUCUGGAUGGAGGGGGAGUCGGACGUCUUGGAAACUGCUGGUGUCUUUGGGGAUCUUCAUUACUAUGCCAGUCUUGUGUCUGGUUUAUUGGAUAGCCCCCAAGUCGAAACUCGGCAAAAUGUUGAAGAUCCCGGUGAUCAAAUUUCUUCUGCACUCGGCAUCGUACAUGUGGUUCGUCAUCACCCUCCUGGGCGAGUCGAUUUUCAUGGAGAUCUACCGCACAGACUUCGCCUCCCGGAAGCAGAACCUUCUCCAUAACUCUCUCCAUAUGAUAUGGGUUGUGGGUUUCUUCUGGUUUGAGUGCAAGGAGGUGUGGAUCGAGGGUUUGAAGGGUUACUUUCUGGAUUUAUGGAACAUUCUGGAUAUGAUGGUGCUGAGCAUGUAUCUGGCAUCUUUCACGUUACGAGUGCUCAUCAUGCUGAGGGGAGUUUUCCUGUGUGAUGACCCCAGCACGCAGGAGCUGUGUGACUACUUCACCAACUCUAUACGUGAAAACUGGAGACAGGAGGACCCUCAGCUCAUUGCCGAGAUCCUUUUUGCGGUGACGAGUAUGUUGAGUUUCACGCGUCUCGCCUACAUCCUCCCGGCUCAUGAAUCUCUGGGAACACUGCAGAUAUCUAUGGGAAGAAUGAUAGAUGACAUGAUGAGGUUCAUGUUCAUCCUCAUGAUUAUUGGAACAGCAUUUCUAUGUGGAAUAAACAACAUAUAUGUCCCUUAUGUGGUCUCCCCACACCUCGGCAGAUUGAACGAAACCUUUAACUUCCUCUUCUGGACCAUGUUUGGAAUGGCCAGCCAGGAAUAUGUGGACAUGCCUGAUUUUGUUUUGGCUGAGUUUGUUGGAAGGAUCUUCUACGGGAUCUUCACUCUGCUCAUUGUCAUAGUGCUGUUAAACAUGCUUAUCGCCAUGAUCUCCAAUUCCUUUCAAAGGAUCGAGGAUGAUGCAGAUGUCGAGUGGAAAUUUGCUCGCUCUAAACUCUACCUCAGUUAUUUCAGGGAGGGUCUCACCAUGCCAGUUCCUUUUAACAUCAUUCCUACUCCCAAGUCUAUGUUUUAUGCCUUAAGAAGCAUCUUCCAAAAGAUAUGCUGCUGCUGCAAGAAAAAAGGCCCAGAAUAUCCUCCCAUCACAUCUAUGUCUGGCAAUAUGCUGAAAGGUCAAGGGGAGGGCAGAGCGCCAUACCGCCUGCAGGUGACUAAUGCGCUGGUUCAUCGCUAUAUCGAAGCUGCACGUAGAGAGUUUGAGGAGAGUAAACGUAAAGAUGUGGGGAACAGAAUUACCGAGCUCAACAAGGCUGUCGGACGAGUGCACGCAGAGAUGCAGGACCACCAUCAGAAGCUAAAUUGGCAAAACAAGGGCGAGCCAGACCAGGCCAACAUUCUGGGCAAAUACAUCUUGGGGGCAAAGAAUAACUUCCGUGACUUUAAUAUAAAUGAACCCGUCAAGUGUGAAAAUACAGUUCUGCAAAUCAGCAUGCACCAAAAAAAGGAGGAGAAAGAAACAGAUAUUCAUGCAGGAGGGGAUGUCUCAGAGGAGAGAGAGGAGGAGACAGGGUUUGAGAGCCCCACGGAGACGCUCCCGGAGGAAGAGAUGACUUUUGAGACCGUUAGCACUCAUGAUGAAUCAGAAACAAACACCAACGACUAG
Molecule: messenger RNA, 2607 nt
Organism: Triplophysa dalaica
Lineage: Eukaryota; Metazoa; Chordata; Actinopteri; Cypriniformes; Nemacheilidae
Gene: trpc2a
Product: transient receptor potential cation channel subfamily C member 2a
Exons: 13
Coding region: 1-2607 (868 amino acids)
Biological process (GO): regulation of cytosolic calcium ion concentration; calcium ion transmembrane transport; manganese ion transport
Cellular component (GO): cation channel complex; membrane
Molecular function (GO): inositol 1,4,5 trisphosphate binding; store-operated calcium channel activity
Source: RefSeq, a predicted model, not a curated record